This is a messenger RNA of Cottoperca gobio, 1175 nucleotides long. Its product is annotated as B-cell linker protein. Gene Ontology annotation, biological process: cell surface receptor protein tyrosine kinase signaling pathway; intracellular signal transduction. The record is from RefSeq and is a predicted model, not a curated record. Bases 60 to 1175 code for a protein of 371 amino acids. Lineage: Eukaryota; Metazoa; Chordata; Actinopteri; Perciformes; Bovichtidae. The transcript has 19 exons.
CCAAGGACCAAAACGAAGACAUUUUCUCAUGAUUUAAGCUGCGAGACUCAAGCCCAAUCAUGACAAUGAACUUUUUUGGAAAACUAAAGAACCUACACACUGGACCUCCAGCGCCACCCAGAAGGACAGAUGACAAUGACGGGUUUGGGUGGCCGCAGGAUGAGUUUGAUGAUGAGGAAGGUGACAUGUAUGAAGCGCCGCCGUGUGAGCGCCCGGCAGUGAAGGUCCCACAGAGACAGAGGGAGGAGAACAUUUACCUGGAGAGGACGUCCAAUCCUGUUCCUCCACAGAGGCAGGCUGCUCCUCCACCCAGGCCGGGCAAACCCUCGAAACCCCAACAACGCACUGAGGUCUAUGAUCCCAAAACCAAGAAAGCACCGGAGAUCGAUAGAAAUGACAAGCCUGGGAGAAAGAAGAUGAUUCCUCCUGCUCCGGACCCCGCUGCCAACACUGAGGAAGAUGUGUAUUUGGAUCCAAAUGAAGAACAGGAAGAUAAUGAAGACGUGUAUUUAGAACCCACAGCUGCAUGGAUGCCUCCAUCUCCCAAGACAACACUCAUACCUUCUCCCAUACCCAUGAUGAAGCCUCCGGUUCCUAGAGCUCAGUCUAAUUCAUUCUUGCCUUACUUGGAUGAGUUAAAAACAGCUUAUCCAAUUGAAGCAAGAAGUGCCACAUUUCCGACCAAACUCCCUCCACCAACAAGUGUUAAGCCCCAUCUGCAAGCGAGCCUGAAGGAAGCCAAAACCAGCCUUCUGAAUCCUCCUCUGGCAGACACUAAGCCUCUCGCCUCCCCUAGUGGUAUGAGGGCAACCAAACAAUCUGGGAAUGAGGACAAAGAAUGGUUUGCUGGAGAUUGCAUCAGAAAGACAGCCGAGGAUCUCUUGCUGAGGGUCAACAAGAACGGUGCCUUUCUCAUCCGACACAGCUCAGCCCAGAGCGCCUGGCAGCCGUACACCCUUGCAGUGCUCUACCAGGACAAGGUGUACAACAUUCCCAUCCGCUUCCUGGAGGAGACAAGAGGUUACGCCCUCGGAAAAGAGGGCAAGAAGAACGAAGAGAUUUUCGACUCCCUCGACGAGAUGAUUUCUCACCACAACAAUAACCAGCUGCUUCUGAUAGACAGCAAGAGCCAGGCCAAGCACACCGCAUAUUUAACCCACCCUGCACGCCCUUAA